GCGUUUUUUAUAGUUUAGGAUAAACAAGAAAUUUGACAUAUCAGCUGACAAGUGUUGGCUAAACUGUUUGUUUACUAUGACCUAUGACAAUUUUGAAAUCUGUUCAUGAGAUUUAAUUUUAAAUAUAUCCUUUAACGAUAACAUUUUCUAUUCUUUUGUUCCUUGCAGACAAUUCGAAUCUUAUGUCCUUAUUGAAGUGCAACAUUUUGGGAUUUAUAAGUUGAUUACAGGUUUUUAAUAAUGGUUAUCGAUCGGUUUGACAACUACAUUGAUUAUGGCAGUUGUUUUUAAUACUUAUUAUACUUACAAAAAGAAAUAUCCUCGCUCGUCGGAAAUCUCGUUUUGAUAUUUAUCACCGAUUAUUAAUCAAUGACUUCAUAAUGGAUGACAUAGCUAUUUGGGAAAGUGCAUCAGCUAAUAUUAUUUUACCUGUUAUCUUGUUGUUUGCUUUUGUGAUAUUUCUUAGCUUACAAGAAAAGUAUGGUCGUGAAUCUCAUUUGAAUCUAAAUGACAAAAAACACAAUUGGCAAUCUGUUUCUGACUUUACCAAGUCAUAUCGCUGUAGUGGUUGCCACACACUCCUCGUCAAGGGAGUUGUUUGUGAUACUUGUGGUUUGAGUGCUGAUGGUCCAUGUAUGGAUACUGUUGGUGCUAGUUUUCUUUGUAAGGAAGUUUCUUUGGAUUCUCAGCAACCAUUUAAGCACAGAUGGAUAGAGGGUAAUUUUCCAAUUGAAGUUGGUUGUGAAGUUUGUUCUGAAGAUUAUUCAAAAGACUGGAAAUGGAAGAGAUGUAUUUGGUGUCAUAAAACAGUACACAUACGUUGUCAAUUAUUUUUAGGUGAGGUUUGCGAUUUUGGAAAACUUCGUCAAGUAAUAAUUCCUCCGACCCAUGUUGAAAUCAGUAAAAAGAAGUCUAGGAUGGUUCGUGGAGGUUUCAAACUUCGUUCUAUUUCUGAUCCAAACAUAGUGGAUUGGUCACCGGUUUUCGUUAUAGCAAAUAAAAGUUCUGGGUCGAAAGCAGGUGAAGAAAUUCUCAGCAGAUUCCGAUCUCUCUUCAAUCCUUUGCAGACUUUGGAACUUUCUCCUCACUCUCUGAAAAGAUUGGUUUACAUACUUACUUUGUUACCUCAAUCAAGUAAACCGAUCAUACUUAUAGCUGGUGGAGAUGGAACUGUGGCUUCUAUUUUAACUCUGCUGUAUAAGAACCGUAACAAUAUUAAGUGUGAUUUUCGAGUUGGGAUUGUACCACUUGGUACUGGAAAUGAUCUGUCUAGAGUUCUUGGUUGGGGAAAAGAGGAAUCAACACCAUUUUCUGCUCAUCAGAUGUUGAAUAAACUAUUGACAUCCACGCCAUUAUCAAUGGAUAGGUGGGAGGUCAAUAUAGUUCAAAGUCGUCGUCUGGGAAUUUCUCGCCCUCCACAGGUAAAAUUUAUGUAUAAUUACAUUUCUGUAGGUGUUGAUGCUAGGGUUACUUUGGAUUUUCAUAAUGCAAGGAAUUCAUCGUUAUAUCUUGGAGGUCGUCUCAUCAACAAAGCUUUAUACCUUGCUUUUGGUACUCAGCAAGUGGUUGAUAGAGAAUGUAUUGGUUUGGAAAAGAAGAUAGAAGUUGAACUGGAUGGUCUUAAAAUUCAAUUACCUGAAUUAGAAGGAGUAGUUAUUCUAAAUAUAGCAUCUUGGGGGGCAGGCUGCCAUAUUUGGGAUUUAAAAGAACCUGAUGAACAGAUUAGUGAACACUCAAUGUCUGAUGGUAAAUUAGAGGUUGUUGGGAUAUAUUCUUCAUUCCACAUGGCCCAAAUGCAAGUCGGUCUUUCAAGCCCAUAUAGGAUAGGCCAAGCAUCCAAUGUUAAGAUCGUUCUGAAAGCAAGGGAACCUAUGCAGAUGGAUGGGGAACCUUGGAUGCAAUCUCCAUGUGUUGUUGAAGUAAAAUUUGGAGACCAGGUCACUGUAUUGAAGGCUCCGAUUGAAAGCCAGGAGGAGGCUGGGGAUGAAACUAUGAGCAAGGAAUUUUAGAAGUAUUUAUAGAUCUUAAAAAGUGAUCAAAUGUCAAGGGAUGCUGUUACAUAAGCUAACCUUGACAAUAAAUGUUAUAGAAUAUCCAAUGUCAAUAGCUGAUAAGAGAAAUCUCAUUUAAAAUAUAAUUAGAAGGCAACAUUAGCAUAAUUUAAUGAUACAGGUUAAAAUCUAAGACAGAAAUUAUGUAAUUAAUUUUAAAUGAUAUAGUUGUAAAGACUGGUCCACAUGCGAUGAGUUAGCAGUAGAAGAUAUUGUUGUGAAUUAGAUCAGAUAUAAGACCUGAAUUGGAAAAUUGGGUAAAUUUUAAAACUGAAUUAGAACAAAGCACUAUUUAGAGAAUUCUAUAAGUGAGCUGUUUUUUUUUUUUUUCUUCCCACCAGCAAAACAGAAACUUAUACGAGGGUGAUCUGGAAAGUUUUCAACAUAGUCUCCUUGUAACUCUACUCAUUUCUCCCAGCGAUGCUCCCAUCUUUGUUACCCAUCCAAAAAGUACUCGGUGUUUUUCUCUGCAAAAUAAUUGUUCACGAAGUUUAUUGCUUCUUCAUUUGACAAAAAUCUCUGUCCUCUAAGCACAAUUUUUAGAUGAGGGAACAAAAAGAAGUUGCUUGGUGCUAGAUCUGGUGAUUAAGACGGAUUGUCAAGCAGUUCAAACUGUAAUUCGUGGAUUUUCUCCAUGGCAACCGCUGAGGUGUGACUGUGCGUUGUCUUGGUGAAACAGGAUUUUCUUUUUCUGCAAAUAUGGCCGUUUUUCCGUAAGUUCUGCCUUCAAGUUGUCAAGUAAUGAUGAGUAGUAUGCUCUUGUACUGGUUUUUCCUGUUUGAAGAUAGUCGAUUAAAAUAACUCCAUAACUAUCCCAAAAAACAGUCGCCAUCACUUUCCCAGCCGAAAAAAAGAGUUUUUGUUUGUAGCCGGUUCUCCCUUUGCAGUCCACUGUAUGGACUGUAUUUCUGUUUCAGACAUAUAAUGGUGUAUCUAUCCAAGUUUCAUUUGCAGUAAUUAAUCGGUGCCAAAACUCGGAUUUAUUGCGCCUAAACUGUGUUAACAGAGCGUUGGAAAUGUUCGUACAAACAUGUUUUUGGUCUAAUGUGAGCAAACGUGGCACCCAACGUGCGUACAGCUUUCUCAUAUCUAAAUUUUGAUUUAAUAUGUAAUAAACACGUUCUUUUGACAUGUUCAUAACCUCUGCUAUCUCUCUCAAUUUAAUUUGGUGAUCGUCUAGCACCAUUUGGUGAACUUUGGCGGUGUUUUCGUCGGCAGUUUUUGGAAGUCCUGAACUUCCAUCGUCUCCCAAGCUCCUAUGGCUACAUUUAAAUUCAGCUGCCCAAAAUUUCACUAUGGUAAAUGAUGGUACAGAGUCCCCACACACAGAAUCCUACUCAUCUUAGAUUUGCAUAUGCGUUUUGCCUUUCAAAAACAAAUAUUUAAUGAUAGCUUGGUACUCAAUUUUGUCCAUUUUCACAAAAACGCUCACUUAAACGACUCUUACAUAACAACAGUGUCCGAAAUGGCUGAAACUUUGGUGGGUAACUGUCAACAGAUAACAACGAAAUUCACUUGCUUUUAUUUACGAGUGCUGCCAUCUUCACGUUGCGGUCGGAAACUUUACAGACCACCCUCGUAUUGGUGGGCGGGGUGGCCGAAUGGGCUAAUGUGUGUGCACUGCACCGCCGUUGCCCGGCAACCUGAUAUAUGACUCAAUGAUAUGAAAAUAUCAUGAGUUCGGUUCCCGGUGCCGGAGGAGUCUUUUAAAUUCCCACUCACACCCCCUGGCCCGGGAAAACCCCAUAUAACCUUAACGGCAAGGAAGGGGAGGACACUAAAAAAAAAAAAAGAGCACCCUCGUAUAUAGUUAUUAUACUUUAUAAAUGCUAAUUUUUCUGUUCUUCAAAAUAAUUAGAUUUGUUGUUACUAUUCUAAUUUUGUUGAGUAUUUAGAAUGUACUCAUUAAUUUUGACUACAAUUAGAUAUGCUCCAAAGAUUUCAUACUAAAGUUAGAUUAUUGAUUUUCGUUUUAAAUCUAAUUCUACCAAACAAGAUCGAUUCCUUCUCACAUUGACUGUGGCACAGAAAGCCAUUACUUUUUCCCACUGCUAAAAAUUUUUAAUAGUACUAUUGAACUAUAGUACUAGUUGAAAUUUUCUACUCUCAAUCUAAAUACCCAGACAGCAUGCUGAAGAUCCUUUGGCAUUAGCCUCAGGGAAAGUUUUGAAGCAUUUAAGACGCCAUCACUCAAGGUGUAAAUAGUUAUUUCUUUUUUUCUCAUCACAGCAUAGUGUGAUAUAUAUACACGGUAGUAAUCAAUUUUCCUUGGUAAAUUUUGAUGUAUCAAAAACAUGAAGUAGUAAUAAUACACAAAGAAAAAAAAAACACCGGGAAAAAAUUGAACCAAGAAUUUUGGCUUUGGUCUCAAAGGAAGCCUCAACAGUUUGCAUACACAAUUUAGUUUGAUGAUUUGCUGGAACAUGUGGACUGGUCUUAAAUAUUUUAUUAUUAAAUUUGAAGCAACUAAUAUGCAGAGUGUGGUUUAAUUAAGAUGAUAAAAUCAUUGUAUGUGGUAAUGUGAAAAAAGUAUUUAUUAUUUUUAUAAGUUAGUUUAUUAUUGGAAAAAUUCCAAACCACGCAGCCUUUUCUCUCCAAAAUGCAGGCAAAUAAAAAAUCCGUCAAUGUUUCGCCAAUUUAGGCAUCAUCAGAACAGAAAAGAACAGCUAAUCGAACGUCACUCCAUCGAAAUCCAAUCGCAUUCUCUAAUAAGCAAGAUUUAGAUGAGGUUUUGAAAUUCUGUAGUAACAAUCCAGAUAUUUGUAUUUUAAAAUCUGAUAAAUCUAAAAAAGUCAAGUCGUUAUCAUUACUAAAGAAAUGUACGAUGAUAAAAUGCUCCAGCUCAUAAAUAAUCCUGUUACUUAUAAAUCGAUAGAGAAAUAUCCGCUUACAAAAACCAUUGACGAAAUUGACAAGUAUGUACAUAAAUUUAAUUGUGAAAACUUUAUUGAUAAAGCUACUAAGACCAAAUUAACCACGAAUACACCACAGCACUCCAGAAUAUAUGGAUUGAUCAAGUUGCAUAAAAAUUAUAAACCACUUAUAACCAUAGUAAAUAAUAUCAAAGAUUCUUCAUACAAGCUAGAAAAGUUUUUCAAACUCUCUCAAAAUCAAAAUCUCAGUACUAACAACCCAUAUGAUAUAUAAAACUCUUAUUGAAAUUCACAACUGUAUUAAAUGAUAAAUAAAAAGAGUAAAUAUGAAAUAAGUAACAUGACAUGUACAACAUGAAGAGAAACUACCCAUUGGUAGCAUUCCAAUUAUAUUUCUAUAUUAGAAGGUCCUGAGGCCAUCUUCUUUUCAGAUGCUUCGGAGGGUUAUUAGGAAUAGAAGAGGAAGCAAGGUUGGAAACAAGAGCAAGAGGGUUCAGAAGUUUAUUAUGAAAGGACAGGUAUCUGCAUUGAGCUAAAUCGGACACAUAUGGUACAUUAAGGUCGUUAUGGAUGAUUUCAUUUGUGACAAAGUAGGGAGCAUUGAGGAUUUUAUGAAGGAUUUUGGAUUGUAGGGAUUGGAUACGAAAGGAAUUUGAUGGUUUAGUAGAGCCCCAAAGCUCGAUCCCGUAAGUCCAAAUAGGACUUAUUAUAGUAAUAUAAAUGAGUCUUUUGUAAAUAGUUGGAAGUUUGGAACGUCUAGUAAGUGCUGCAGUAGUCGAAAACAUGGGGCGGUUUAUAGUCGUUUCAGUCUUAUGGGGGUUGGCCAAAGGUAAUAUUGUAAAAUUAAAAAUCAUUUGUGAUAAUGAAAGAUUAAUCAGUUUUGAUAUGGUUUCCUUGUUUACUUUUAUACCACUGUCACUUAUGUUUGAAAUUAUUUCUGAUGAAUGGGAACAAAUUGUACCAUAUACAUGCAUUAAAAAUAAAGAAACUUUUAUUGAAGGCUUAAAAUUGAUCUGCGAAAAUGGCUUUUUUAAAUGGAAUAAUAUAUUUUACCAACAACUUGCUGAUUUGCCAUAAGAGGAGUUUUAUCUGUUGCUCUAAGCGUUAUAGUUAUGAACAGACUUCUUAAAGACAUAAUUAAUUUAAUUAACAUAAAAUGAGUAUGUGAUUGGAUUUCAUUGGGUGAUGUUCGAUUAGCUGUUCUUUUCUGUCCUGAAUUGGCGAAAUGUUGACAGGGUUUUCUUUACCUGCAUUUUGGAGGCUUAAAGCUGUGUGGUUUGUAAUUUUUUCAAUAAUAACCUAAUAUUUAUGUUCUUUCUCUUGGUUAUUUUGUUAUUAAUUUAUAACAAUAUUUUUAUAGUAUUCAAUAUUUAUUAUGGUUGGUGCAUAGUACUGUUAACAUUUAAUUUUAUCCUUUAUCACAAUUAAGGAAAUCACAUUGAAUUUGUAUAGAAUAACUUAAAAUUCUAUGUAAAAGUAGAAUGAAUAAUAUUUAUUAUGGUUUCUAAACUAUUUUUAUCUGGAAAAGGAAGUAAGCAAUUAAAAAUGGUUUAUUUUAUUAAAAAUUGAAUAAAUAAGAGAUACAUAUUUUUAUUUAAGUAGACCAGUAAAUUGCUAUGGAGUGUGAAUGAAACAUCCGUCCUCAGAUGGAUAUAGUUUGCGCCUAGCAUAUACUAAUUGUUUAUAUUCAUGUAUGUUUUGUGGAUCACACCGAUAUUAUGAAAGCUACAGCAAACAAUUUUUGUAUUGCAAUUUUCACUCAAAUCAGUAAGGCUAGUAAUAUGAGUGAACAGACCAGGCAUUUUCAAUUAUGGUUUAUAUUUUUAAAAUAUUUUAUGUUGAUAUCAUGUAAUUGUAUAUUUUUUAUUCUUAUAUUAGUCCUUUAUCUUUUUUUAAGUUCAGUGUGAAGAGUAAAACAUUUUAUAUUUUUAUAAAUAAUUUUUUUAAAAGUUUUAUAAAUCACCAUUUAUGUGGUAAAUUUCUAUUGUUUUGGAAAUAUGGCAAAGAUUAAGAUGACAAUAUGUAUACCAAAGACUGGUAUGAUAGUAUAUUAAAAAGCAAUAUGUCUGUCUGGAAGACGGAUGUUCCUCAUAAUGCACAAAAAUAAUAAUUAAUUUAAUUUGUCAAUAUUGUUUCAUAUUUAAUAAUAAUUUGUCAUCAACUCCAUUAAAUUUCAAUGCAUUUAAAUUAAAGUUUAUAUCUUUCUAGACUUUAGUGCCGAAGAGGAGCAGCUCAAAAAUCCAAGCCUCCCUCUUCUUUGUCACUUUUCCAAUUAUUAUUUUAUUUAAUUUUUGUUAUUCCAGGCCCGUACCUGAAGUUUUUUUUAUUUUCUAAGGAAUAGGUCAUUAAAAUUAAUUUUUAAAAAAGAUCUUGAACCAUUUAUUAAAAAUUGGGAAAAAUAAAGUAAUUGAAAAAGUACAAAUAUUUUUAAACACAAAAACAUAAAUAAACACCUUAAAAUUGAAUAGGAACAUGAAAAUAUUAUGUUUACUAACAUUAGUAUUUUGAAAAUUAAAAUUACUAGAAUAUUUAUAUGUUUAUGGUGAAUAAGAUUUGCUAGAUUUCUUGAACACUUUAUCUUAGAGCUCAGCCAAAGUCAAUCUAAUCCUAAUGAUUUAUAAAAUCAACAUCAUUAAUUUCUCUUUUAAAAAAAAAAGGAAAAUUUAACAAGCUUAUUUGUUAUAAUUUCAAUAUAAUUGAUAAUUAAUAAUUUAUUUUUUCUUAAAAAUGAAUAUAAAAAAGCCCAUACUGAGCUGUCAGAAAUCAAGUAUUAAAAACAUAGAAAAUUGUUCACCUUAUUUAUUCUUGUUGGGUGUAAAUAAUUACAUUUGGUAAAACUGUGAUACAACUCCUUUUGCCAAAUUUUUAAUUCAACCAAUAUUCAUGAAUAACCAUGUAAAACAGAUUGUGGAACAGAAAUAUACAUGAUGUAAUAUUAACUGUACAAACCACACCGAGAUAUGUUAAAAGGUAUUAAGGUGCUUUUACUUAUUUAAAUUUGGAGGUUUUUAAGAAUAGAGAAUAAUCUAAAAUUAAAUUUUGCAAUAAUGAAUAUUCUUGCCUGAAUGUAUUGAAAAACUCUCUUAUUCAACAAUCCUCUUCUUUAAGGAUAAAAAUUUUCACAUGGAACUGAUUGCAUUGUUUUUGUUUUUCAUGCUUAGGAUUGGCUACUAGCACUGCUCAGUACAAAAAUAUUAAUCACCCUUUACACAAAAGACAAAAAAUGACUGACUGAGGGAGAAAAUACAGAGUUUUAGGGAUCGUAGUGGAAUUAAGGUUCCAUUGCUGGAUCUCUUUCUAUAAAUCAAAGUAAUUGUCUAAGUCUCACUAAAAACUUGGGUAUUUUGUGUUAUUGGAUUUUAGUAAUGUUUUCUUGCCAAAUCAGAGAGUGAGGUAGCUCAGUGGUAGGGCACUGAAUUCCAAUGCUCAAAGUCUCAGGUUCAAGUCCGGCUGAUGGCAGAUAAAUUAUUUAUUCUGGUUUGUCAGCCGUGGAUUGACCCUGCGGUCGAGAGAUCCUCCUGUGGUGCUCGCAACCUCAAUAAAGUGGAUACCCUUAAUUAAAUAAUCAAUUAAGGGAGAAAACCUGGCUGUUGAACGUGAUCUCUGUCAAAUCACCUCCUUGCACAACCAUUAACCAAGAAACAGUACUUCUUUACAAAAUACUGAACCCAAGACCCUUCAUGGGUUCUAGACCUAUCCUUUUUUUUUCCUAGCCAAUUCUCUGGAUAUAAGUCGGUUUUACCCACUUUUGAGUAUAAGUUUAUUUAAUUUAGGAUAAAAAGGAAUUUAAUCACUUGAACCAUAUUCUGUCUGAAAAUCCCAAAAUAGAUCUAUUUUAAUGCGAAAUUACCAAAGAGAUUGUUAUGUUUCUGUAUUUAUAACCUGCUUAUCCGACAGAGCUGGGUAACAUCUCAAAAGUAUACAAUAAAAUAUUUUUUUCAUAUUUUACAUUUUAAGAAAUGAAAUAUGUACGUUUGUAUUUGUAGCAAAAUAUAUUGCUGAAUUCCAGAGUCUUGUCAUCACAUCAGGAAGGACAGGCAAAAUAGACUCGCACCCUUUAAUUUUUACCCAAUACAUAUUUAAAAUUUGUUUUGGGCGUAUUGUUUUGUCAUAGUUACAUAAUGGUUAGUUAAGUUUUUCAUAAGUGAUCCUAGAUGGAGGUCUAAUCUUUUAGGAUUAGCGAUGAUUGCCCAAGGUUUAAUAAUGUUGAAGCAUUGCCUGUUUGAAUCUGAGCUAAAUGGUUUAAAAUUUAUUUUGUGGUCCAUGGAAUUGACCUCCCAUUCUAAUUAAAAUAGGUUUAGGUUGUAUCUCUAGUUAAUAGCUAAUUGAAUAAAAUAUUUUUUGAAAUAAAUAUAUUAAAAACAUAUCCGCAUUAUAUUUAAAAUAUUUUUUCUAUAACCAAUUUUAAAUUCUAUAUUUUAAAAUAAUAAUUACAAUGCUUUGCCCAAGAUUGGCAAAGAUCUGUUUAAAACUCCGUUUUUCCUUAAACAUGAAAAAAAAAAAAAAAUUCAAAUCCAAGUUCUAGUUAUUAGCUAAAGUUUGUGUACUAUCAUAAUAAUAAUAUGAAAUUUUAUGUGCUUAACGUUAAGUAUAUUUCAUAUAACAUCAAAUCUGUGUGUUAGCUUAGAAAACAAUAUUUUUCUAUUUACCUAUUUUUUAAUUUCAGGCAUGCCUUAGUGAAAUACCUAAUUAUAUCUUGGAUAAUUUAAAAUAGUUUUGUUGUCUCAAUUUAGAGCAGAUACUUGGGUGCCAAAGUAUUUAAUCUGUAUGAAGCAUUUUAUUAACAAUGGAUUAUGUAGGCUACUUGGCAUUCAGUAAUUGAGGCUUAUUGGAAAACUUCUAGAAAAAAAUUAUGAAAUCAUUUUAUAAAAUAUAAAGUACUUAUAAUGAGUUACAUAUGAAAUUAUCUGAAACACUUUUUGGAAUAAGAUGGUUGUAAAUUGUUUAGAGGAAUAAAAUGUUAUCCGUUAAAUUACUAUACUAUCCAUUAUGAUAUCCGUAUGUUAAUAUUAGGCCUAAUAUGAAUAAGCAUCAAUUUUGCAUAUUUGACUGAUGAUUAAAAUAAGCUAGUUGCCUUAAAAGUUUAAUUGAAUAUGAAAUUGUUUUUGAAAUACUAUAUGGAAUAAUAUAUUAAUUAUAAACUGUUUUUUCAAUUCCUAAUCCAUAUUUGUUUUAUUAUUCUAUAAAUACUGGUAGUUUUAUUUAUUUAUUUUUAAGUAGCGUACGUAUAGUUCAAGAGGAAAAUUAAUAAUCCCUCAUUUUUCCUCCUUAUUUAUGUUUAUAACUACAAUUUUAGGUUAGUUUUCUUCUCAAUUUAACCUAGUAUAAAAAAAUAGAAAUUUUUACUCAAACCUUGUGGUGUUUUAUUUUAAAUUAAAUUAAUCUAAACAUGAAUUGAGUGCAAUCCUGUAAAUUGCUCCUACAUUAACAAUAAUAUUAAAACAAUAUCAUCAAAGACAAUAUAUCCAAGGGGUUCCUCAGAAGUCUCAAUCUCAGUUACGAUUUUACUUUUGGCAAACAUACUUUAUUUAAUUUUAAUUUUCAUGGUCUGAAAAGUUUGUUUCUAGACAUUAAAACAUUUCUAGUUUCAAUUUGGUAAUUUUAUUGUUUCCUUAUUGAGAAAUCUACAGACAAAAAUCUUAACUUUUGUCCCAAAAUUUAGCAAAAAAAAAAAAGAAUCAAUUCCUGAUAAAUCUAUCUGCCUUCAUUGAAUUUUACAGUGCAAAUAAACUUUUAAGUGAACAUUUUCUUUAGCCAUGUAAUGAGCUUUUCAAAAAUGGAGUUAUUCCUUAAAAAAAAAGAAAAAUGCUUAUCCAGUUCGAAAAUGAAUCGUCGAUAUAAUAAAUCAUUGGAAAGAAGAGAAUUAUAGAAAAAAUAAUAUCUAAUAAAUAAAGUUGUAGAAGGUAAUGGUAAUGGUAACAUUAUUUAACGUAAAUCGCAUGUUAACAAGGAAAUUAAAUGAAAUUUUCUUACCGAAUAUAAACUUCUAAAAUUGUUUUAAGUUUGACAAAAAGUAUUUAAAAUCCCUAGAAUCAAGGCAAUGACAUUGUUUAAGAUACUAUUUCAUUGUACUUGUGUGAAAGAAAAAGUGAAAUAUAAAAAUAUUUCAUGGAUAUGUUUAUAACCUUAAAUAUAUUUACUGUAGUUUAAUAACUCUAGAUCUAUUAUAAUUAAGUAUCUAUCAUCUGGUUAUUCCAAAAAAUCAUCAUGUAACCUUUUAGAAAAUUAAAUUAGUGAAUAAUUUGA
Messenger RNA from Nezara viridula (southern green stink bug), 11170 nucleotides. The record is from the annotation of a GenBank genome assembly. NCBI's taxonomy places the organism in Eukaryota, Metazoa, Arthropoda, Insecta, Hemiptera, Pentatomidae.